GUGACUUCCAUGGUGCGAAAGUUUGAAAAUAAAUGGAGGAAUGUGUGAACAACACAGAGGCAGGCUUCUUUGGUGUUUAUCUUCUAUACUGUCUAAAUCCUCGCUAUAAGGGACGCACUUAUAUCGGAUUUACUGUUGAUCCUAAUCGCAGGAUCAAACAGCAUAAUGGAGGGGUGCAGAAAGGAGGUGCUUACAAAACAAGCGGCCGAGGCCCAUGGUGAGUGAAAAGCGUACCCCGAGAAUAAUUAAUUUUCUCUUCUUCUUCAGGCACAUUGACUUGUUAAUUUUACUAUACUAUGGCAUCCUGUAUUGACUAACCUAAUGAUUGAUGUAAUUUACCGGCAGAAUCUAGAUCGGUGUGCAGAACCAGUUGGUGUGAUGUCUACAUAUUUUACAAACUUAACAAAUGUAGAUAUAGAUGUUCCCGUUGAUGACGACGAUUUUGAUAUCUGAGUUGUUGGUGGCUAGGAAACUUUAAACAUUUUUGCUUCGAAGGUCCAAAUAUCAAUUCUCUGCACUCUCCUCUGUCCGUUUGUUUUAAUUUUAGUGUGAGACUUUUGUGUGAAAUCAAACUAUUACCCAGUUGAAAAUAUUAUUUUCCUUUCUCUUCAUACCCAAUGUUUGUGAUAAUUUCCUGAUGUGGGUGAAAUUCUCUUUUUGUCACCCCUUGUCUUCGAAGACUUCCUGCAAGAGGGGUGGAUCUGUCUGGUCCAACAUCUGAUCUUGAAUCUGUCACUUGUGUGAACUGUUUUGUUGAAUUUUGAUACAGACAAUCUUAUCUUGUCAACAGGGAGAUGAUUCUGAUUAUACAUGGGUUUCCCAGCGAUAUUAUUGCCUUACAGGUGAGUGAUUCCAUCUCUUCUACAUGUCCCUUUCAUUAUCAUGGUAUUGAUUUUAAUGAUUUAUCAUAAUAUUUAUUUCUUUGUGACUAAACAGUUUGAGUGGGCUUGGCAAAAUCCAGGAAAGUCCAGACGUCUUCGCCACAUCUCUAACAAAAAGACUAAAGAAAAAGAUGUUGAAUUCCGCUUUAGAGUCCUCUCUGAGAUGCUUAAUGUUGGUCCUUGGAAUCGACUUCCUCUCAUGAUAAGAUGGUUGAAGCAAGAGUAUAAAAUGGAGUUUGAGAAACAACCACCCACUCAUAUGCCUAUAGCAUAUGGACCUCUAAGUAAAAGAAAACCUGAGAAAAGCAAGAGGCGAGGUAGAGAGGAAUUAGAAGAUAACCAUAUUUCCCACUAUACUUGUGUGGUUUGCUCUGAAGAGAUCAAGGUAUGCAUGUAUGUACUGCAUGGAAAUUACUGCUUUACUAGCAUAUAUUCUAACUCUGUGUCAUUUGCCAUGAAAAUUUUUGAUAGCCUUGUUAACAAAUCUAUAAUCUCUGAAUUUGAUAUUUGAAUAUAAUUGACAAUGCAUGUUAAAGCAGUUGUAUUAGAGAACUUUCGCUUGCAGGAUAGUUAAGCCAUCACAAAAAGUGCUCAUUCUAGAUGGUAGCCCUUCUUAGAUGAAAUACCACAAACUGGAAACUGAAAGAAAUGUCCAUUCCAAUGUUUAUCAUCCAUUCUUUAUUAAUUUGAGAGCAUCUGAACCAGGGUGUAACCCAGAUGUCUGCUAUUAUAACUAAAGGAAGCUAACAAAAAAUUUGUUUUAUUUCAGGAUGCAGAUAACUGCCUUUCAUGUAUUUCAGAGAGUUGUCAAAUGAAAGCUCAUCUUAUCUGUUUGGCCACAAGAUUCCUGAUGGAAAGUGAGGACAGCUCACAUCUAAUCCCAGUGGAGGGAGAUUGCCCAAUUUGUUAUCACACAUUUUUAUGGCGAGAUUUACUCAAACAUCGCAAUGGCAUGGAACAAACUUCAGAUUCAAAUGCAAAUAGUCCUCACUGGGCAGAGGCACUUCAAAGUCAAGAUGAUAUUUGAUAAACAUUAACUGUUCAAAAUCACUGUAACAUCAGAUGUCCUGUCCUAAUUAGCACUUAGCAGCAGUUUCUGAUGUAAUAACAAUUGUUGUUUUGUGAUACAAAAACCUUGAAAUCACAAAGAAUUUAAUGUGGCCCACUAAUUGGCUGGUGCUGUGAUAUUUGUAAACAGAUAGCUCAUAUCUAACUUUGUGCUUUGCAUGACGAAGAAAAAAUGAAAUUAAAAGAUUUCCUUUCCUGAGAAUAUUGUAAUUAAAGCUUCCAAUGGCC
This is a messenger RNA of Pocillopora meandrina, 2177 nucleotides long. The record is from the annotation of a GenBank genome assembly. Lineage: Eukaryota; Metazoa; Cnidaria; Anthozoa; Scleractinia; Pocilloporidae.